CCCUCAUGCAACCUCUCUCAAUCAAAGUGCCCCCCCUCGCGGAGAUGUAUAGUACUGCUUGAUUUUCUGCAUCACAUCCUGAUAUACAGCACGAUUGCAACUUGACUCACUUUCGCUGUUCAUAUAAAUUUGAGACGACGUGGAAAUGGAGUCAAUAUACACCCAAGGUAUUUGGGUGGCUGAAUUUCUCCAGCAGCAGACGAGAAGUUUGGAAAAUUUUUGGCUUAUCAUCACUCAUAUUGGAGAUCCAAAGGCAGCUUUUCUGCUUGUCUUUCCUUUUACCUAUUUCAUUAGCAAACGAGCUGGAGUCGCGGUGCUUUGGGUCGCUGCCAUAUCGGAGUGGUUAAACCUGGUGUUUAAAUGGAUGCUGUUUGGAGAAAGACCAUUCUGGUGGAUAGGAGAAUCUCACUUAUUUGUCAGCACGCAACCUAGAGUUCACCAGUUUCCAUCCACCUGCGAAACGGGCCCAGGCAGUCCAUCGGGACAUGCAAUGGUGUCCGCAGCAGUCUGGUGGGUCGUGGUGUCCUCACUGGGGUCAUUCCUUUACACCCGUACCCACAGCCUGGUGAUAUCUGCUACUCCAUACUUGCUGUAUGUGCUGAUGCUGGUAGCAGUUGGAAUAUCCAGGAUCUUUAUCCUUGCCCAUUUCCCUCACCAAGUCCUUGCUGGCAGCAUCACAGGAUUCAUUCUGGGAAUUGUUCUGAGCAGCAAGAUACCAGAAGGUCGCCCCCUUCUGUUCUUCUUUAGCUUUAGCACCGGCUUGCUGCUCAGUGCUCUGAUGCUCCAUGCCGGACUGCAGCAGCUUGGAAUUGACCUCUCCUGGUCUAUUGUUGUGGCGAAGAAAUGGUGCAGUCGUGCAGAGUGGAUCCGUUUGGACACAGCCCCGUUCUCCUCUCUGACUCGAGACUGUGGUGCCCUGCUAGGUUUAGGGCUGGCCCUGUACUGGAAGCCUAGUGGAUGGCCCUUGCCGUGGGCUCCAAGAGCAUUGUCUCUGGCCAUAUCAUCCAUGGGACUUUACCAUGUGAAUCGUCUGCCACUCCCUGUUCAACCACCAGGCCUUUUCUAUGGGUUGUUAUUUGUUAAAUUUGUUAUAGUGCCUCAGAUCGUCAUGGUGCUUGUGCCAGGGCUGGUGUACCUUUUCACUGCCAGAAAGAAGAAAGACUAGAUGGGGAUUUCUCUGUGUUAGAGGGAUCUUUCAUACCCCAGAGGACUGCAGCUUUCUUGAGUUUUCACAAUCAUUAGAAUGUCUAUUUAAAACAUUUUAAGGUUUUACUUGUUCAAACUACUUUUUUUUAUGUCAAAAAGCACCUGAAUUUCUUAAGUUCAGUUUAAGAGUUUAUUUUUUAUGUAUGAUGGGUGUAUAUGGGCUUUAAGUCGGUGGAUUGGGACAGAAUUUACACUAAUUGCAUUAAAUGUAAAUGUUACAACAGGGUAUCUCAAAUCCCUGUACUUUUGGGCCAUUGUCCUGCAGGUUUUAGGUAUUUCCCUGCUUCAAUGCAAUAAACUUAAAUUAAUGGGUCAUUAUGCAGAACCUAACAAACGAUUGGAUCCAUUUAAUUGGAAUCAGGUGUGUAGGAGCAGGGAAGUUUCUAAAAACCUGCAGAACUGUGGCCCUCAAAGUUUGAGAUUACAGUGUUAUAAGUUUAGUAAAUUCUGCUGUAUUCGUACCAAACUGCUUGAAACUAAAGAUUGUUUCUGGGAAGUGUUUUGCAUUGAAAAAAUAUUUAUAUUGGAGAAUGUUUUAUGUAAGACCUACCAUUUGACACUAUUAUUGUGAAGAAAAAAAACUGUUAUUGAACAUUGAUGAUAAAAGAAGUAAGACUUGUCAAACAUUGUGCAUAAUUCUGGCAUCAUAAUGUAUGAAGAUUUGAUACUCUGUGGACGAAAAUAAAAUUCCAUUUGUAUGCAGUACACAAAUCUGUAAAAUAAAUAACCGACAUGCA
Messenger RNA from Melanotaenia boesemani (Boeseman's rainbowfish), 1943 nucleotides. It is a transcript of the gene g6pc3, whose product is annotated as glucose-6-phosphatase catalytic subunit 3. Lineage: Eukaryota; Metazoa; Chordata; Actinopteri; Atheriniformes; Melanotaeniidae. Gene Ontology annotation, cellular component: membrane. Gene Ontology annotation, molecular function: glucose-6-phosphatase activity. The record is from RefSeq and is a predicted model, not a curated record. Gene Ontology annotation, biological process: gluconeogenesis; glucose 6-phosphate metabolic process. Bases 146 to 1165 code for a protein of 339 amino acids. The transcript is spliced from 6 exons.